UCCACAGACACACACACGCGGCACACACACUACCCGAUCGACUUGCCUUGUCAUGGCCGACGCGGAACGCCAGCAGCACGGCCCAGGCGACGGCGGGCGCCCCCACUUCCUCAUCGUGGCCUACGGCAUCCAGAGCCACCUCAACCCGUGCCGCGUCCUCGCGCGCCGCCUCGUGCAGCUCCACGAUGCGGACGGCUCAGGCCCCGUCCUCGCCACGCUCUCGGUCCCGCUGUUCACCCACCGCCGCAUGUUCCCUUUGUCCGGCAACGGCGAGCCGGAGGGGGCGGAGGCCGCAGACGGUGCCAUCUCCUCCCUUCCCUUCUCCGACGGCGUCGACGACGGCACCACCGCCAGGGGCCCCGAGGAGAGGGCGCGCCGCCGCCGCGCGUCCGCCGAGAGCCUCUUUGAGGUCGUCGCGCGCCUCGCCUCCCGCGGCCGGCCCGUUACGUGCAUCGUGUGCAGCAUGAUGCUCCCCUGGGCACUGGACGUCGCGCGGGAGCACGCCAUCCCGUUGGCCGUGUUUUGGAUACAGCCGGCAACCGUCCUCGCCACCUACUACCACUACUUCCACGGUUACGGCGAGCUCAUCGCGUCCCACGCCGCCGACCCCGCGUACGAGGUGACUCUGCCCGGGCUGAGCAGGCCUCUCAGGAUCCGUGACUUCCCGUCAUUCCUCGUCGACACGACCGGAGGUGAGGUGGGCAAGGUCGUCAACGCGGUGUUCUGUGAGCUGUUCGAGUUCAUGGACGAGCAGAGGCGGAAUGUCAAGGUCCUCGUGAACACUUUCGACGAACUGGAGCCGGCAGCGCUGGCGGCCAUGAGGGAGCACAUGGAUGUGUUCGCCGUCGGCCCCGUGGUCGGGUCUUCGGCCGACGCGCGGAUCCAUCUGUUUAACCACGCUGGUGACGACAAGAUGAGGUACAUGGAGUGGCUCGGGGCGCAGCCGGCGAGGUCGGUGGUGUACGUCUCGUUCGGCAGCAUAUGGACGUACAGCAAGCAGCAGAUGGAGGAGAUCGCGGACGGGCUGCGGCGGUGCGGACGGCCGUACCUGCUCGUGGUGCGCAAGGACGGGCGGCAGGAGGACGUGAGCCGCUGCCUCGAGGACGUUGUGCAGGAGAGGAAGGGCAUGGUGGUGGAGUGGUGCGACCAGCCGGAGGUCCUCUCGCACCCGUCCGUGGGGUGCUUCGUCACCCACUGCGGGUGGAACUCGACGCUCGAGGCCAUGGCGCUGGGCGUGGCUGUCGUCGCCGCGCCGAGCACGUUCGACCAGCCGACGAACGCGAUGUUGAUAGAGGAGGAGUGGGCUGCCGGCGUUAGGGGAGAGCGCAACGGCGAGGGCAUCUUCUCCGGGCCGGAGCUGGCGAGGUGCGUUGAGCUGGUCAUGGGCGACGGCGCGAGGGCCGUGGAGGUCAGGAAAAAAGUGGAGUCUCUGAAAGGGAUGGCGCGGGAUGCAAUGGCUCCCGGAGGGCCGGCGGAAAGAAACCUCCGAAGCUUCGUCAUGGAGGUCCAAAGUUCGGAUGAAGCUCGCAGGAAGGAUACAAACACCAUAAGUCCACAACCAUGACGAAAUCGAUGCCAAACUUAGCCUAUAGAUUCGCACAGUCAUAUUCUAAUCAACUCGGGAUUUAAAUACUCGUUUAUUAGGAUUUGCACGUGUAUGUUUUAAGAUGGGCAGCGCAGUGAGUGGAUACUGUCCCGACAGAUGGACAUGGAUCAUAUACUGUAUUAAAGAAGAUAAGUAAAGAGUGCCUCCAGCGUAGUUUACAGGGUUAUCAAUACAUGC
Aegilops tauschii subsp. strangulata is the source of this 1783-nucleotide messenger RNA. Its product is annotated as UDP-glycosyltransferase 75C1. Gene Ontology annotation, molecular function: quercetin 7-O-glucosyltransferase activity; quercetin 3-O-glucosyltransferase activity. Lineage: Eukaryota; Viridiplantae; Streptophyta; Magnoliopsida; Poales; Poaceae. The record is from RefSeq and is a predicted model, not a curated record.